CGACCAAACCUCGACCAAACCACCGCGAGAACUUAACCUCACAAAAUGGUGUCCAAGUUCGUAGUCUUCGCCGCCGUGGUAACAGCCGCGAACGCCGGGCUUCUGCCGGCGUACCAGGCAACGUACCAGCCAACGUACCAGCAGGCCUACCCUACGCCACUGGCGUACGCAGCGGCGCCGGUAGCGAAGGCAGUGUUGACCAAGAGCGUGGACCCGGACUACGACCCGAACCCCCAGUACAGCUACGCCUAUGACGUGCAGGAUUCUCUGACCGGCGACUUCAAGAGCCAGCAUGAGAGCCGCAACGGCGACGUCGUCGAGGGAUCCUAUUCGCUGGUCGAGCCCGACGGCUCUCGCAGAAUCGUCGACUACACCGCCGAUCCCCAAAACGGAUUCAACGCCGUGAUCCGUAAGGAAGCCACGAAGAUCGCCGCCCCAGUGGCGUACGCAGCCCCCGUCGCGAAGUAUGCGGCGCCAUUGAGCUACGCCGCCCCCGUUGCAAAAUACGCCGCUCCCGUCGCUUAUGCUGCCCCCGUGACGAAGAUUGCGACGCCAGUGACUUAUGCCGCCCCUGUUGCCAAGUUUGCCGCGCCCCUCGCCUACGCCGCCCCCGCGGCCAAGAUUGCGACGCCACUGCACUACGCGGAACCCGUCGCCAAAAUCGGAGGCCCUCUGUCUUACGUCGCCCACGUCAGCUACUCCACGCCACUGUUCUCCUACUCUCACUAAAUUCUGAAAAAAUCAUCUUCCGGGUACAACCAUGACACGAACGGGUGGAGACGCCAUUGCGUCUCUUCACCCAUACUUUGGCUAGACUGUAUCAUAGUUCUCGACGGUGUGACGCGGUCGUACCUCGAAUUUUUAUAAACGUGUAUUUAAUAAGCCUCUUACCGUUAUUUCCUUCCCGUUAAUACUCCGUAUAGUUCAAACGUAACCUCU
Molecule: messenger RNA, 939 nt
Organism: Orussus abietinus
Lineage: Eukaryota; Metazoa; Arthropoda; Insecta; Hymenoptera; Orussidae
Product: cuticle protein 21
Exons: 3
Coding region: 46-729 (227 amino acids)
Cellular component (GO): extracellular matrix
Source: RefSeq, a predicted model, not a curated record